AUGUUGCGUGUGCUGGGCAGUGGCAGUGUACGUCAGGCACUUCGUGCCGCACGUGUUGCCGCCUCAAAUGUUGGCGUUGAAAGAAGCUACUUCUGGGGUCCGAGAUAUCCACUGUCCACGGUAUUUCGAAGCAUCGACCGACAGCUGCAGGAGCUCGAACGACAGUUCGACCGGGUCUUCUGUAUGGCUUGUUUUAUUACUCAGUUCUUUACAGACAUUGUCCUAGCACGACAUGCAACGAUAGCUCCUCGUGAACCGCCUGAUUUCCCGUCAACCUCUUUCGCUUGCCGAUUUUUCCAGUCCGAUUCGGAUGCGGAUCAAAUCCAUACAUUGUAUGCUGUAACCCGUCUCUCUACUGAAGAAUGCCACGCCAAGAUCAAUUCAUUUGGCGUCAGAUUCAGACGCACGCAGCCCGGAUGGGUGAUUGCAACAGGAAAUCUAGAUAAGUUAAUUGGCCAACGCACCGACUGCCGGUACGAAGAUGCGGUUUUUACGCAGUUGUUCUCAGGUUUUUGUCACUAG
This is a messenger RNA of Gongylonema pulchrum, 522 nucleotides long. Lineage: Eukaryota; Metazoa; Nematoda; Chromadorea; Rhabditida; Gongylonematidae. The record is from the annotation of a GenBank genome assembly.